Messenger RNA from Tuber melanosporum (Perigord truffle), 1795 nucleotides. RefSeq lists its product as uncharacterized. Bases 1 to 1458 code for a protein of 485 amino acids. Gene Ontology annotation, molecular function: phosphatidylinositol transfer activity. Lineage: Eukaryota; Fungi; Ascomycota; Pezizomycetes; Pezizales; Tuberaceae. The transcript has 6 exons. The record is from RefSeq and is a predicted model, not a curated record.
AUGGCAGGCGAUGGCAUUCUACCAGUUGACUCUGUCACCGAUGGUCUUUUGAUGGGAUCCACCAGAGGGAAGCAUGACACUAAUCCAGCGGACUAUGGAUUGUUCCGAAGGCCUAACGCCUGGGCUUUUCGGGCCCUCAUAAUUAGCAGCAACCAACGAACCGGCGAACCGUCCCUCCCUUCUCCUCUCCGCCCUUUCUGUUUCCCCUCCCUUCUCUGCUCUCACAGAAGUCAUCAAUUCCGCAGUGAUCCUGUAAAUUUUACACUGCUCGUAAUUCCACAGUCAACUCAAAGGCUCUUGUUCUGCUGCUGUAAUAACAUUCGGCCCCCAACCAUACCUACCAUCAUGACCGAAGUCGCUACUACUGUUCCGAGCGCUGUCCCAGAAUCGGAGAAGCCGUCUACUCCAACAGUCACCCAGGUGGCUCCUACGCCCACCGCAUUAUCACCCGCAUCAGUAAAGCCCAACCCUGAGAUACUCGCACAAGAGCAACAGACCGGAAAAAAGCUCGGUUUGUUCACCGAGGCUCUUCCCGAAGCGAAGCCUGAGCCUGAGAAUCCCCUGGAGCAAGAUCAGCAGGAGAAAUAUGCAGAAAUCCUCGCUUGGGCACAAGCUCUCGGGCCAAUUCCCGUAUCGUCUGACAGGGCGGCCGCUGCCAGGGAGAUUGAUGAUGAAGAGAAGAUGUGGUUAACCAGGGAGUGCUUCUUGCGCUAUCUGCGCGCGACCAAAUGGAAUGUCGCUGAUGUGAAGAAGCGUUUGGAAGCUACUCUUGUCUGGAGACGGGAGUACGGGGUUCUCGAUCACACACCGGAGUACAUUGAGGCUGAGAACCAGACUGGCAAGCAGUACUUUCUUGGGUUUGAUAAGAAUGGACGCCCUUGUCUUUACCUUAAUCCCGCUAAGCAGAAUACUGAGAAGAGUCCGAAGCAAAUUCAGCAUUUGGUAUUCAUGCUAGAGAGAGCAGUAGAUCUAAUGGGGCCUGGACAGGGGACUCUGGCAUUGCUAGUGGAUUUUGCAGCAUCCACUACUAGUAGUAAUCCGAAUAUUGCCCAAAGCCGGUUGACAUUAAAUAUCCUUCAAGGGCACUAUCCCGAGAGGCUAGGGAGAGCGUUAGUUACCAAUCUUCCAUGGUUUGUUCAUGGUUUCUUUAAGAUCAUCAAUCCGUUUAUGGACCCUUUAACUCGAGCCAAGCUUAAGUUCAAUGAAGACAUGACUCUACAUGUUCCCCCCAGUCAACUUGACAAGAAGUUCGGCGGAGAGUGCGACUUUGAGUACGACCAUUCAAUCUGGUGGCCCGAGUUCAUUCGCAUCACCAAGGAGCGCAGAGCACUCUAUACUGCUCGGUGGAAGGAGCUGGGAUCCAAGAUCGGUGCAAGCGAGUUGGAACUCAAGGGCGGGAAUAUUCGGGAUCCAGUCGCGGAGGCUUCAGCAGCGGUGGAGAAGCUGGAGGUGAAUUAGACACCAAGUUUGCUUGGUUAUGGAGCUGGAUAUGACAGCCUCUUCUUAUUCCUUAGUAAUUUGCCGGUAGUUUGUUCUUCCCUUCCAUAUCUAUAUUUGUCAUCAUUUCUUUGGGACGCGACUGGGUCGAAUGCCAUAAAUUAUAAAUUAUAUUUCAUCUUUUCGGGGGCCCGAUGGAUACUAUACUGUUGCAUGAUUGAUUGAUAAAAGGUGUUUGUUUAGCAUGUAUUUAUAUGAAUUUGUGUAACUUCACCGCGUUUCUCAAUGGUUCACUGUUGCUUUACGGGAAGUUUGUUAGUUAGGAUAUCAUACCAUGAUAAUGGAAAUCUCUUCACCA